Molecule: messenger RNA, 1947 nt
Organism: Hydatigera taeniaeformis
Lineage: Eukaryota; Metazoa; Platyhelminthes; Cestoda; Cyclophyllidea; Taeniidae
Source: the annotation of a GenBank genome assembly
AUGGCGUUCAUGCUUCGAGCUGGUUUCGCGUCUGCCGCAGUGCGGCUUGGAUGUGCAUCUACUCUUACAGGGGCUUCUCGGCAUGUUUCAACAGUAGGGAAGGAUUAUACGAUUAUUGACCACACGUAUGAUGCCGUCGUUGUUGGUGCUGGUGGUGCUGGUCUUCGAGCUGCUUUCGGCUUGGCUAACGAAGGCUUCAAAACUGCAUGCGUCACCAAGCUUUUCCCCACGCGCUCCCAUACAGUUGCUGCUCAAGGUGGUAUCAAUGCUGCUCUUGGAAACAUGGAACGAGAUCACUGGAAGUUCCACAUGUUUGAUACGGUGAAGGGUUCGGACUGGCUUGGUGACCAGGAUGCCAUUCAUUACAUGUGCGAAGAAGCCCCUAAGGCCGUAAUCGAGUUGGAGAACUACGGAAUGCCCUUUAGUAGAUUGGAGAAUGGUAAAAUAUAUCAGCGUGCAUUCGGUGGUCAAAGUCUGGAUUAUGGUAAAGGUGGCCAAGCUCAUCGGUGCUGUGCCGUUGCUGAUCGUACAGGACACUCGCUUCUUCACACUCUCUACGGUCGCUCGCUUCGCUAUGAAACCGAUUACUUCAUUGAAUAUUUCGCGCUAGAUCUCUUAAUGGAAAACGGUGUAUGCCGCGGAGUCAACGCGAUUUGCCUGGAGGAUGGAACAAUCCAUCGAUUCCGUGCAAAAAAUACUAUUCUCGCCACUGGAGGUUAUGGUCGCGCCUAUUUCUCCUGUACCUCGGCGCACACUUGCACUGGUGAUGGUACUGCUAUGGUUACUCGUGCCGGGCUUCCCAACGAAGACAUGGAGUUUGUGCAGUUCCAUCCAACUGGUAUCUAUGGCGCUGGUUGCCUUAUCACCGAGGGUUGCCGUGGCGAGGGUGGUUAUCUGAUCAACAGCGAGGGUGAGCGAUUUAUGGAACGCUAUGCCCCCAAUGCAAAGGACUUAGCCUCGAGAGACGUAGUAUCCCGUGCUAUGACUAUUGAAAUCCGCGAGGGUCGCGGUGUAGGUCCUCGUAAGGAUCAUUGCUACUUAAAGCUGCAUCAUUUGCCUGCCGAAAUUCUAAAAUCCCGACUGCCUGGUAUCUCCGAGACUGCUGAGAUUUUUGCCGGUGUUGAUGUGACAAAGGAGCCAGUUCCCGUUCUUCCAACCGUGCACUACAAUAUGGGUGGUGUGCCGACGAAUUAUAAGGGCCAGGUCAUCAGCUAUGACGCUGCCACUGGAAAGGAUAGAAUUGUUCCUGGCCUGUACGCCGCUGGUGAAGUUGCGUGCGCAUCGGUGCACGGCGCAAACCGUUUGGGUGCGAAUUCGCUUCUCGAUAUCGUCGUCUUUGGUCGCGCUUGCGCUUUGGAUAUCGCUGAGAAGUGCAAACCAGGCGAUGCUGGUCCCGAGCUUCAUCCCGAAACUGGCAUGCAGUCGGUCGCCAACAUCGAUAAGCUCCGCAGUGGAAAAGGCCAGUUCCCUGUUAGCGAUGUCCGCCUCGAAAUGCAACGUACCAUGCAGGAGCACGCUGCCGUCUUUCGGGACGGUCCUGUGUUGAAGGCUGGCGUUGAAAAGAUGUUGAAGCUCUACGCUACCAAAUACGACAAUCUUAAGGUGUCUGAUAAGAGUCUUAUUUGGAACUCGGAUCUGAUUGAAGGCAUUGAACUUCAGAACCUCCUCAUCAAUGCCGUACAGACGAUUGUUGCCGCAGAGGCUAGGAAAGAAUCUCGGGGUGCACAUGCUCGUGAGGACUUCAAGCAGAGAAUCGAUGAAUAUGACUAUUCAAAGCCUAUAGAAGGUCAAACCAAGAAGCCGAUGACUGAACACUGGAGGAAGCACACCAUGAGCUACCAAAACAUCAAAACCGGUGCGGUUAAACUUGAGUACAGACCCGUGAUCGACAAGACCUUAGAUCAGAAUGUUUGCCCCACCGUGCCUCCAAAGAUCCGUUCCUACUAG